Triplophysa dalaica is the source of this 1952-nucleotide messenger RNA. Its product is annotated as hereditary hemochromatosis protein homolog. The record is from RefSeq and is a predicted model, not a curated record. NCBI's taxonomy places the organism in Eukaryota, Metazoa, Chordata, Actinopteri, Cypriniformes, Nemacheilidae. Gene Ontology annotation, biological process: immune response. Bases 70 to 1152 code for a protein of 360 amino acids. Gene Ontology annotation, cellular component: external side of plasma membrane. The transcript is spliced from 7 exons.
UUAAGCAAAGAAUGCGGAAGAGCUGAGGUAUUUUUGGUGAACGGAAACAAGUCAUAUAAAUGUUAUAAUAUGUACAAAAUACUUGUGCUAUUUCUGCUCUCACUUCCAACAGCAGUUCCAAAAGGCUCUCAUUCUUUUUGGGUGCUUGCAACUUACAUUAAAGGACAAAGCCCCUUUCCUCAGUUCAGUUACACAUUGAUGUUGGAUGAUGUCAGACUUCUGUAUUAUAACGGUGAUACAAAGACCUUCAUUCGAAGAGGAAACACAACAAAUGAAGAUUCAGCAUUGGAUCCUAACCUUCUCAUUAAAAUAACUGACUCUAUAGAAGCAUCUUUUAUAGAAAAUUCGGAAAUAGCAGUUCUAAAUAAAACCAAUGUUAAAGGUCCUUUUCAAAAACUGGUUUUGUGUGAGCUGAAGGACAACAAUGAACCAGGACAAAUGAUCACACGGGAUGCUUUUGAUGGUUCCACCACAGAUGAGCUGCGAUAUGUAAACAAGAGCUUUACAUUCCGAGGUUCUUUAAAUAUCACAGCUGAGGUGCUGAAAUUUCAUCUUGACAUCUCUAUGUGGCGCCAUGAAAAUUUAUAUUACCCAGCCUGCAUUAAGACUCUUAAGGGCUUCCUUGAAAAAAGGACAAAUCAAGUAAAUAGAAAAGUGAAACCCAAAGUCAGGAUUCUUCAAAACAAAUUGUCUUUUGGGCCUCAUGUGAGUUGCCUGGCAACAGGAUUUUAUCCUCGUCACAUCAAUCUGACCCUGUUCAGAGACGGGCAGCCCGUAUCUGAUCAUGAGAUCACUGGAGGAGAUCUGCUGCCGAAUGAUGACGGGACGUAUCAGAUGAGAAAGAUUCUGAGGAUCAGCGCAGAAGAAGAGAGAGAGAGACACAAAUACACCUGCACUGCCACACAUCUCAGUCUGGACAACAAACUGGACAUCACUUUAGAACUUGAUCAUGGGACAGCAAUGAAGCCGGUGAUUUCCUCAGUGCUAACAGCUUUGGCAUUGCUCAUUGGGAUUGUGGUUACAGUGACAAUAUGGAGAUAUGCAUGUAAAAGAAGAGGUGAAAGAAAUAGAAAAGCUGCUAAAUGUGCAUAUUCCUCUGCUUCUUCAUCUGAAGAAUGUGUGGACACAAUAACACCAACAUCGACUUUAUGAGAUGAAAGCCACAGGAAUUAGAUGAAGAAACAUCUUCAUACAAAGAUUAAACAGUUCAAAUAAAAUAAAGGAAAAAAAUUCAGCAAACUAAUUUGCAUCAGCAUAACCUUAAGCAGAUGCUUUUUAGUUUACACUGUAAACUGGUAUGUUGUAAAUGUGGUUUUUGAUUUUAGAAGAUAUUUUUCGAAAGCUCCUUUUUUGUGGUCCGCAGAGGAAGAAAGUCAUAAAGGUUUGAAAGUACAAGAGGGUGAGUAAAUGAUGACAGAUCCUUUUUGGGUGAAAGAAAAAGGAUUUUGCUGAAAGAAAAUGAAGUGACUUGUCAUUGAAAGAGUUGUUAAUAUUUCAUAUAGUUCACAAAGGUUUAAUAUCUUGAUAUCAUUAAAGUUGUUUUGUUGUGAUGAAUAGUUUUCUGUGAAAUCACUAUGUGAUUAGUGUUUGCUUUGGUUUACACCAGCGCCAUGUUUUUUUUAUUCAUUGUAUAUAGUUGAUAUUUUCAUUGUAAGUUUCUAUAAAAUAAACUAUUUAUCAAUAAAUUCCAUAAAGUAUUAGUGCCUGUUGGUAGACCUUGCUAAUCAGAUCAUUAAGCAAAAUUAACAAUCUUGUUAAUCUUACACUUGUUUGUUUUUAAAGCUGUCUAAAAAACUGAGCAGGUAAAGUAGAGCUACUAUAGUGUUAUCAGUCUGGAAAAGGUGUUCUAUUUGUCUUUGUUUUUUGCUUUUGUCAUUUUUUGUUAUAUUUUACAGACACGAUUUUUAAAAAUUCAACAAGCCUUCCAGUCUCAAAUAAAAUAAUUGAAAGUC